This is a messenger RNA of Seminavis robusta, 1211 nucleotides long. NCBI's taxonomy places the organism in Eukaryota, Bacillariophyta, Bacillariophyceae, Naviculales, Naviculaceae. The record is from the annotation of a GenBank genome assembly.
CGCAUCGCAUCGAACAAAUAGAUUUCAGCCCGAACCUUUGUCGAGUUUUUUUGAAAUAUCUACGACAGUAGCUCAGUAGCUACCAGUACCGGUGCUAGCUAGCCAGUAGGCCGAAGAUCGUCUCCGCCUUCUUCCGCCGUCUUCCAUCAUCUCAUCUUCCUCUUUCCUCCAUGGUCAGAGUCUCUGCCUUCCAAGUCCUAUCCAAUACGGUAGCCGUUGUAGCAAUCAGUACUUUUGCUUCUUCGUCCGUUUACUAUGAUCAUCAGUAUUAGCGCUCGCUCUGUUCUGCUGUGGCUAUUCCUAUUGUGCCAAUGCGUGAUUCAUGCCCAGCCGCCACCACAGCAAAAACUGGGAGAGGUCCUGAUGUUGGUUUUGGAUAAAAACAAGGACCAAAAGGUCACCACGCAAGAGGUGGAAUCUCAACUUGAAAUGCUGGAAUCCCUGUUUCAAGAAGGCGAUGAGGACACUCAAGAAUAUCAGCAGAUCCUCAAGUCAGUCCAGUCUGUUGCAACCCAACUGUUUGAUCUACUGGAUAGCAAUAGCGACAAGAAGUUGACAAAAAAGGAGCUAAGCUUCUUUUCCAAAUUUGAAUCCUCUCUCAAGAAGGAUGGUAAAUUCAAACCCUUUAUUCGAGAUUGUUUUGAGCUAUUGGAUCAAGAUGGCGACGACUCUUUGAGCAAGGACGAGUGGCUCAGAGCAAGAGAACAAAGCGUCAUUGCUGAAAUUGCCGUAAAGUUUCACAAUAUCUUUCCGCUGCGAAAAACGCCACAGGAAUUGGAAGAGUUUGUCCAACAAGCAAUGGCCAUGAGUAGUGAAGACGCCGACAUCAAGGCGACUGAGCUAUUCAAUUAUUUGGACUCUAACGGGGAUGGGAUGGUGCAACGAAAAGAAGUUGGAUCUGCCUACAGCACGGCUGGGAAAAAGUUUGUUGAAAUCAGCAAGACCAUCAAGCAAAUGGGGCCCAUGUUAGCAAUGUUUGGUGGUGGAGCUGGUGGGCCUGGCAUGAGGACGGAAUUUUAAACAAUACGCCUGACUUUACGGUACUGCACUUGCCACUCUCUGAGACGGCAACCAUCGUGCGACAUGUAGUGCUCUGCUGGGGACGAGAAUUCCCUUAGCUGGUACGGUAGGAACCACGGCGAUUGGUCUUUUUUUUAGUCAUCGCCGAGCUCUAAGUUGCUGCUUACUAGUAGAAUGCUUUGCAGAUGUCC